GCUUAAAGCUUCAUUAUCUCUCCUAAUAAAAAACACCUACAUGCUCUUGAGUACAAAGCAAGUUUGAGAGACAUUUUGUUUCCAAAAGGAAGUUUCUCAGUAGUGUUAUGAAAGUGCAAAAAGAUAAGUUCAUCAGGUUAUUUGUUGAUCAGUUUUGCUAUGAACAUAACAUGUACUUUUGCUGACUGCUCCAGUAUAUGAUGAUUAUGUCCCACUGGAAGCAGCAGUUCAGACUGGAGAAGAAAGUGAUUUGGCAAAAAAUUGUAUUGUUUCCGGAUUGUGUUGACCAGGAAAUACCAUUUUUAUUGUUCUCUUGUAGCCUUAACAGUCUUCUUAUAAGGUAUACGAAGAAAAUUUGACCAGUUGAUGGCAUGUGCAAGUUAAUAACCUCUCUUAGUUUCUCAAUCCACCAAACCACUCUUUUUCUUCAAUAAUUAUAUACCAAUUUUAUAAACAUAAGGCAUGUUGUUGGGAUGAUGAUGCCAAGGUAACUGCAACAAAAUUGAUGAGUGUCUGGAUAGAAAAAUUGAAUUUAUACCUGGUGCUACCUUUUUCUGGUUAUUUUGGAUUUAUUUGGUUGCCCUUCAUAUGUUUAGAUGUUUUAAAUACCCUAAGAGUAUCUGAAUUUAUUUUAUCCAGGGUAUAGGUUUGUAUUCCUCCAGUAAAAAUGUGCUAAAAGCCUGUUGCCUAUUUUUCUUUAAUUUCAUGGAGAACGAUAGGCUAGCCACUGAGAACAUUUAUUCUUCAGACCUCAGUGACAAGUUUUACGGUUUUUCUUAAUUGCCAGUUUUCAACUUUUUAAAGUCUAUGAACAUUUGGUAUUUCCUUAAGAAAAGUUUUUGGAAAGCUUCCCCCCAUCCCACACCCCAGUUAUAUUUGCCUUAUUUUAAAAUUUGUUUUUAUAUGUUAUUUAAGAUUUAGUAAAAAUAUAGUGUUCUAAAUUGUAAAAGUCACUUUCAGUGCAUUUUUUUGUCUUAUCACAAUGAAGGCCAGCCGAUGUACAUAAAAAGAUGUUUGUUCUCUAUACUGGGGUUUGACAACAGAUAUGAGAACGGUUGCCAUCUUGGCCAGCUUUGGCAUAGGCACACCGUGUUUUCCUACCAGUCAGUCAGAUAAGUUGGAGGGAUAAAAGUCUGUGUGGGGGGUGGGGGGCGUUACAUUUCUCUGAAAGUUCUCAUAUUGAGGCCUCUGUUAGCUUAUCAUGAGAAGGUGCUUGGUUAGAGUUUUUGAAGGUGGUUAUAACCUCUGAAGGAAGUCUUUAUAGUCUGGGAAGUUACUUUAUUUCUAUUUAAAGAAUAAGAUCUUUAUAAUCUUAUUUAGUUAUUAUAUGUUCACAUAGGAGAGAAACAUUUUCAACUGUAGAAUUUGUGCUGAGGAAAUACAAAUGGCAGUAAUAUCAAACACCAUGUUAAGUGGUAUUUAGCCCCAAAGAAAAGGUAAAUGUCGGAAUUGCUUUAAUAUUUCAGAUCGCAAUAACAUUAAUGAAAUCCCUGUAUUUGUACUGAGUGGUAACAACCAUUGUUAAAUAUUUUUCCAAUUACUUGAGAACCUUCUGUAUUUGGUUGCUGAAAUGUUGCCAUGGUCACAUUCCGUGUUGGGUAUGGAGUGGUGAACUGUGGAACCAGUGGCAACCAAGGACGCCCAGGCUUGAAACUAGGCUGUCUCAGUCUGCAGUGUGUUGAAGCUACACUCGACAUGGAACAGAGGGUUCUGAAGAAACUGGUGAAAUCCAUCAGUAGUACGGUCGAGAGCUUCAAAAAAAGUGAAAUAGAGUGUCUCAUAAGAAUUUUUCACAGCUUGGUGAAAAGAGCUGAUGUAAGACUUGAUAACACUGGACUGGAUCGUAAUGCAUUUCAAGCAAUCCUGCACAGCGUGUUUGGAAUGACUGAUAAUAUGCUAAUGAAUAGGGUAUUUUUUGCAUUUGACAAAGACAAUGAUAACUACAUAAAUGUGAAAGAGUGGGUUAAAGGAUUAUCGGUGUUUCUUCGAGGGACUUUUGAAGAAAAGCUAAAGUUCUGUUUUGAAGUUUAUUGUUUGAAUGGUGAUGGUUACAUUUCUCGAGAGAAAAUAUUUGACAUGUUGAAGAACGGUCUACACCAGCAGUCACCUGAGGAGGCGAUUGAUGAAAGAAUAAAAGAGUUGGUAGAUAUAGCACUGAACAAAAUGGAUUAUGACAACGAUGGCAAGAUAUCUUUUUCAGACUUUGAAAAAGCAGUGAAAGAAGACAGACUUUUGCUGGAAGUGUUUGGACCAUGUUUCCCAGAAGCAAAGAAUUGUCUUGAUUUUGAAGCCCUGGCAUUCUAACACAUCCUGACUUCUAGUUUUUGAAUAUGAGUAACUCAAAAUUAUUAAAAUCAGAAACAGAUCCUGGUUGCCUAUCUUUAU
This is a messenger RNA of Camelus dromedarius (Arabian camel), 2385 nucleotides long. RefSeq names its product calaxin. NCBI's taxonomy places the organism in Eukaryota, Metazoa, Chordata, Mammalia, Artiodactyla, Camelidae. Gene Ontology annotation, molecular function: calcium ion binding. Bases 1579 to 2304 code for a protein of 241 amino acids. The record is from RefSeq and is a predicted model, not a curated record. The transcript is spliced from 6 exons.